AUGCGGCCGCAGCUGUAUCGUGCGGCCGCCCGGCUCAUCCGGGUUCCAAAGGUCAACCAUCUCAGGACCUUCGCAACGACGUUCCCUCGCUCUGCCGAGGUGGAACUCACUAUCGAUGGAAAGAAAGUUUCGGUAGAAGCUGGCUCGGCUCUCAUCCAAGCUUGUGAAAAGGCAGGUGCGACAGUACCCAGAUAUUGUUACCACGAGAAGCUUUUGAUUGCAGGUAACUGCCGUAUGUGUCUCGUCGAAGUCGAACGGGCCCCUAAGCCUGUGGCAUCAUGUGCUUGGCCUGUGCAGCCUGGCAUGAACGUCAAAACCAAUUCGCCACUGGUGCAUAAAGCUAGGGAAGGAGUGAUGGAGUUUCUUCUUGCCAACCAUCCCCUGGAUUGCCCAAUUUGCGAUCAAGGUGGAGAGUGUGAUCUCCAGGACCAAUCUAUGCGGUAUGGUGCUGACCGUGGACGUUUCCACGAGGUCGGAGGCAAGCGUGCUGUCGAAGACAAGAAUAUCGGGCCUCUUGUCAAAACCUCUAUGAAUCGCUGUAUUCACUGUACGCGUUGUGUUCGAUUUAUGAAUGAUGUUGCCGGAGCCCCCGAACUCGGCACCACCGGCAGAGGAAACGACAUGCAAAUCGGUACAUACUUGGAGAAGAACCUCGACUCCGAGCUUUCUGGCAAUAUCAUCGAUCUUUGUCCAGUUGGAGCUCUUACCUCCAAGCCUUACGCUUUUCGUGCUCGCCCCUGGGAAUUGAAGCACACUGAGUCUAUUGACGUGCAUGACGCUUUGGGGUCGAACAUAAGAAUAGACACUAGAGGCAUGGAGGUGAUGCGGAUACUUCCGAGGCUGAACGAUGAUAUCAACGAGGAAUGGAUCAACGACAAAUCUCGGUUUGCUUGUGAUGGCCUUAAGACUCAAAGACUCACCACGCCCCUAAUUCGUCGGGAAGGGAAAUUUGUUCCCGCGACUUGGGAGCAAGCUUUGUCCGAGAUUUCAUCAGCCCAUCAGCGACUUCAUGUGACGGAAAAUGAGUUCAAGGCUGUUGCCGGGCACCUUGUCGAUGCCGAAACCUUAGUGGCCAUGAAGGAUCUGGCCAAUAAGCUUGGGUCCGACAACCUUGCUUUGGAUCAGCCAGGUGGCAGUUCCCCGGUUGCGCACGGUGUUGAUGUUCGCUCCAACUAUCUUUUCAACUCCAAGAUCUAUGGAAUUGAGGAGGCCGAUGCAAUCCUUUUGGUCGCCACGAACCCUCGCCAUGAAGCUUCCGUUCUCAAUGCGCGUAUUCGCAAGCAAUAUCUUCGCUCAGAUCUUGAAAUUGGGCUUGUUGGCGAGGAAUUCGAAAGUACUUUCGAAUUCGAGCACCUUGGGGCAGACGUUUCCGCUUUGAAAGCUGCUCUUUCUGGAAAGUUCGGAGAGAAGCUUUCUAUGGCCAAAAGACCUAUGAUCAUCGUUGGCAGUGCUGCGGCCGAACACCCGGAUGCCAAAGUGAUUUUCGAGUCCAUCGGCAAUUUUGUAGAGAAACACGCUAACAACUUCAUUACUUCGGAAUGGCAAGGAUACAACGUUCUCCAACGCGCAGCAUCCCGUGCAGCUGCCUAUGAAGUAGGCUUCACUACGCCAUCUCUAGAAAUUACCCAGAGCAAGCCCAAGAUGGUUUGGCUUCUUGGUGCUGAUGAAGUCGCCCAGAGCGAAAUCCCUAGUGACGCCUUUGUCAUCUACCAAGGGCAUCAUGGUGAUAGGGGCGCUCAGCUUGCGGAUGUUGUUCUACCCGGCGCAGCGUACACUGAGAAGUCAGGGACCUACAUCAACACAGAGGGUCGUGUCCAAGUUACUCGAGCUGCAACUUCUUUGCCUGGGGCUGCCCGCGAUGACUGGAAGAUCAUACGUGCUGCCAGUGAAUUCCUUAACAUACCUCUUCCUUACGAUGAUAUUGAGGCCCUGCGCGACCGUAUGGAAGAGAUCAGCCCUGUCAUGCGCCGAUAUGACGUGGUUGAACCAACAUCGUUGAGCUCAUUGAGCAAGGUCCAACUAGUUGAUCAGAACAAGGGCACUCAAUCCACUAAUACGCCUUUCAAGAAAGUCAUCAAUGAUUUCUAUUUUACUGACUCAAUUUCCCGGAGUUCCCCGACUAUGGCUCGCUGCUCUGCCGCUAAGGCUACCGGAAAUCCGGAGACAAACUUCAUGGCUGCUGGGGAGAUGUCCUCGAAGGCUUUGUACGGCUAG
This is a messenger RNA of Aspergillus aculeatinus CBS 121060, 2214 nucleotides long. RefSeq names its product putative NADH-ubiquinone oxidoreductase, subunit G. Gene Ontology annotation, molecular function: NADH dehydrogenase (ubiquinone) activity; iron-sulfur cluster binding. Lineage: Eukaryota; Fungi; Ascomycota; Eurotiomycetes; Eurotiales; Aspergillaceae. The record is from RefSeq and is a predicted model, not a curated record. The transcript has 7 exons. Gene Ontology annotation, cellular component: membrane. Gene Ontology annotation, biological process: ATP synthesis coupled electron transport. Bases 1 to 2214 code for a protein of 737 amino acids.